Molecule: messenger RNA, 2818 nt
Organism: Oncorhynchus gorbuscha (pink salmon)
Lineage: Eukaryota; Metazoa; Chordata; Actinopteri; Salmoniformes; Salmonidae
Product: arylsulfatase I-like
Exons: 2
Coding region: 403-2121 (572 amino acids)
Source: RefSeq, a predicted model, not a curated record
ACAACAACCACUGAGAGGAGAAAUAGUGGAAAAGAUAGGCUAAUGUAGGCUACUGUAAAUAUCAAACCAUACUUGGCCGGUCAGUGUUUAGUGGGGACUAGGGAAUGGUUAUCAGCGCGCCUGGAAACGAUGCAACUUUAUAAUGUGCAGUAGUAGCUUUCAAAGUUUAGAGGUCAAGUUUACAGAAGAGAAGCUUGGACGUUGUAAACGCAGAGACCGUCAAGAUGACGAAUGAGAAUCUGCGGCAGAAACAAUGUUUCCACUCUGCAUCCUAGGAUCAUCAAUUACGCGCGUGUGUAUACGUAUUAUUUCAAGAAUGUGUGUAAUGCAAAAAUAUAAACCAGAGACUAGAGUGCGAGUACCCUAACGACUCUGUCCAAGUGCACUCUAAAAUCAGUAAAAAUGCACGCAGUUACCAGCCUCUCAAUGGUCAGUUUGCUAAGUGUUGGCUACCUAUCCAUGGACUGGAUCAAGCCGAAUCAAGUGGAGGAGCACACUCAAAACGAUGCCUCUAUUACGUUUGAGCCUAAGCAACCACCACACAUUAUAUUCAUACUGACCGACGACCAAGGCUUCAAUGACAUAGGUUAUCACAACCCGGACAUUCGGACUCCAACUCUGGACAAACUGGCCGCGGAGGGGGUGAAGCUGGAGAAUUACUAUGUUCAACCUAUCUGCACUCCGUCACGCAGUCAGUUGAUCACGGGCAGAUACCAGAUCCACACAGGCCUCCAGCACUCUAUCAUCCGGCCUCGCCAGCCCAACUGCCUCCCUCUGGACAUGACCACGCUCCCACAGCGGCUGCAGGAAGCGGGGUACGCUACUCACAUGGUGGGCAAAUGGCACCUUGGCUUCUACAGGAAGGAGUGUCUGCCCACGCGCCGAGGCUUCCACAGCUACUUUGGCUCUCUGACGGGCAGCGUGGACUACUACACGUAUGGCUCCUGUGACGGACCAGGCCUGUGUGGCUACGACCUCCACGAGGGUGAAACCGUGGCCUGGGGCCGUGGAGGCAAGUUCUCCACCCACCUCUACACGCAGAGGGUACGCAAGAUCCUAUCCACUCACGAUCCGUCCCACCAGCCCCUGUUCAUGUUCCUCUCCCUCCAGGCUGUCCACACGCCCCUUCAGUCACCCAAGGCCUACAUCUACCCCUUCCGCGGGAUGGGGAACGUAGCCAGAAGGAAGUACGCAGCCAUGGUGUCCAUCGUCGACGAGGCUGUGCGCAAUGUCACCUACGCUCUGCGCAAGUACGGCUACUACCGCAACAGUGUGCUCAUCUUCUCCACGGACAACGGUGCCCAGCCGUUCACUGGGGGGAGUAACUGGCCCCUGCGAGGGCGUAAGGGGACCUACUGGGAGGGAGGGGUCCGUGGGGUGGGCUUCGUACACAGCCCCCUGCUGCGUCACAAGCGGAGGGUUUCCAAGGCCCUCUUGCACAUCACUGACUGGUACCCAACCCUGGUUGGUCUGGCUGGGGGUAACGUGUCACAGACUGAAGGUCUUGACGGCUACAAUGUAUGGCCAACUAUCAGUGAGGGCAGGGAGUCCCCACGCCUGGAGAUCCUCCAUAACAUUGACCCACUCCACCGGCGCUCUGGCCUGGCGUCUGGGUCUGGACAGGAGGCCCAGCAUGUGUGGGACACCUCGGUCCAAGCUGCCAUCCGGGUGGGGGACUGGAAGCUGCUAACAGGGGACCCGGGCCAUGGAGACUGGGUCCCACCACAGGUACUGGCCAACUUCCCAGGCAGCUGGUGGAACCUGGAGCGGAACACUGAGGGAACAGGGAAGUCUGUGUGGCUCUUCAACAUCACAGGAGACCCCUAUGAACGCAGUGACAUGGCUGUGCAGAGGCCUGAUGUGGUCAAGAAGCUGCUAGAACGUCUGGCCUACUACAACUGCACUGCCGUCCCUGUUAGGUUCCCCACCGACGAUCCCCGGGCCAAUCCAGACCGCAACGGGGGGGCCUGGGUACCCUGGGUCGGGGGGGAUGAGGACGAGCCGAAAUGGAACGGGGUUUAUAAGAAAGGGAGGAAUAAAAAGAAGAAGAAAUGCAAGCUGUGCAAACUGAGAUCCUUUUUCAAGAAACUGAAUACAAGGAUAAUGUCCAAUAGAAUAUGAGGUGGGAAAGUCGAUGACACUCAGUCACAAGUAGCCUAUACAUUUUACACUGCAAGAGUAAUCUGAGCCAGCAAACACGAUGUGUGUGUGUGACAAUGGAAAAUGAUGUUUACUACACUGCAUCUCUUUGAGUGUGCUGUCAUAUGUUUUUUGGUUGUAGGACUAUUGGGUUCUAUUGUGUUUAUUACAUGUUCUAUUUGAUCCACUUGUAGUGCAUAGCUAAGUGAAUUCAACAUGUUUAUGUUGACCUACUCACUUGGGGUUAUUUCAGCAGUAGUGACAUGAACUGACCUGUUUUUCUUUUCUAUAUUUUUGAAAAUAUCUAAGUAAAGAAACAACUGUUUUAAUUCAACAGAAGCUAAUGGGUGAUUCCUCGUGAAAUUAGAACAAAUCAAGCUCAUGAUUUUGGGGAGUUUCAUAUCAUUUAAUCGAUAGAAGAGUCCUUUGGAGGAAGGAUUGUUGACAUGUAUUUGACAUUUGUAUCUUUUUUGGCCUUACCCGGGCCUCUUUUUAAAGCUGCGAUCCGCGAUAGGCAAAACAGAGCCAUUGGCCGCACCAAGCGCAUUUGUUUUGUAAAAAAACAUUUGUAAAUCAAAUCAAAUGUAUUUAUAUAGCCCUUUGUCCAUCAGCUGAUAUCUCAAAGUGCUGUACAGAAACCCAGUAUGCAGGUGUUGAAGCACGUAGGCUAGGAAAAACU